Messenger RNA from Triplophysa rosa, 2434 nucleotides. It is a transcript of the gene znf750, whose product is annotated as zinc finger protein 750. Gene Ontology annotation, cellular component: nucleus. The coding region runs from base 263 to 2089 and encodes 608 amino acids. NCBI's taxonomy places the organism in Eukaryota, Metazoa, Chordata, Actinopteri, Cypriniformes, Nemacheilidae. Gene Ontology annotation, biological process: epidermis development; positive regulation of transcription by RNA polymerase II. The record is from RefSeq and is a predicted model, not a curated record. The transcript is spliced from 3 exons. Gene Ontology annotation, molecular function: RNA polymerase II cis-regulatory region sequence-specific DNA binding; promoter-specific chromatin binding; DNA-binding transcription activator activity, RNA polymerase II-specific.
UCCACCCCAGAGAGAGUCACCACCUCAGACAGAAAGAGAUAGACACAGCAGACUUAUCACAAACCAGUCAGACACCUAAACGAGCGGACGCCUGCGUUCAGAGACAACCAUAUCGGACAAAGUGUUCAACUCGAGGACCAUCAUACGUUUCAGGAGGUCGGCCGCGGAUAUACAUCCAACAACAAACAUCCUACAUCCAGAACAUUGAGUCUUAACAGGGCUGACACACAACGCAGUACUGGAUUCAGAAAAGAGUGCCAGCAUGGACACCCUCCAGGGGAGAAAACCAAAGAAACCACAUUACAUUCCACGACCUCCUGGCAAGCCUUUCAAAUAUCAGUGCUUCCAAUGUCCCUUCACCUGCAACAUCAAGUCUCAUCUCUUCAAUCAUAUGAAGUACAACCUGUGCAAGAACUCCAUCUCUCUGGUGUCUCAACGCAUGGAGCAGACAGGAAAAUCACCUAGAGCUCCUCAACGUAACCUACCUUCUUUACAAAACAGUAAAGAAUCACCCCUGGAGGUUGAACAUCUUGAGAAGAACAAAACCAACAACACUGAACAAGCAGAAAUGGGUAAAGAAACAAAGGAAAAGCCCGAAAGUCCUAUAAAGGAGAUCAACAAUGCUGUUCUUGAACCAGUUAGUGAGACUAUAGACAAAACUUCAAACAUCGACACUCAACAGAACAAAAUAUCUUCAGCUUUCUCACCGGUUUCCCGAACGUGUGAAAACGAAGUGCUACCGCUCCCUCUGCACAAAGAUGAUCAAUCAACACCAUCCAUUCCUCAGUUCUACCAUCAAAUGGCACCCUGGGUCCCUCCCACUUCCACAACACCCCUACUUCCUCUAAUGCCAGAAUAUUCCCCAUACAUGGUGACAGAACGCCCCCUGCAUUCUGUUUACACACAUUAUUUACCAAACCAACCAAACACUACAGCCUUCAAACUCACACCCCGAGAGACCCAGAGACCCCUUGUUCCAUCACCUCUGGUCCCUCCCAGUACAUCCCUUUUCCACCCAUAUCACUACAGAUAUGGGCAUUCUAUUAUUCCCGGUCCACCAUUACCCUUCAGCCUCUAUCAACACAUUGAACUGCCCAUGCCCCUCCAGAGGUCUAGGUAUUUACCUUUGGAUGCAUACAACAACAGAUUUUACCCCAGAGAGUAUGGAGGGCAUUUAGCCCAAUUAAAUCAUUCUGACUCUUACAGUAGGCUUACCGAGGACAGAGGAAUCCAGGAGCACAAAGGAGACAAGGGUACCCGCCAGAGUCCUUUAGCCGGCUGUGCUGCCUCUGGGUCUCCAGACAGACCCAGUGCUGCAGAUUUCACCCAGCGUGUCCCUGUUACACUAAGGCACACUUCCCAUGGGCAGACACUUAUAGUCAGCCAAUUACAGCAUGGUAUGCAAGGGGCUUCAGCACAAACCACAGCAGCCAACAGCUUACCCAAGAAGCCAUGUGGACAAGAUCAAAAGGAUGUGUUACCAAAUAGUGAGAGUAAUGAACCCGCAACCACAGUUUCAGCAAGAAGCAGUGACAUUUCAUCAGAGAAGAAAGAGGAUGAAGAGACAGAGGAUGAGCCAGGACCUCUCAACCUAUCGAAGAGGGACCAGGCCACAUCCAGAAACACAAUGCACCAUGAUCCUGAGCACGAGCUCCAUUCUGAUUCAGAAAGUAGUCUAGAGGAGGCACCACUCAACCUCUGCCUCAGGGCAGAGACCAACAUUAAAGCCCUUCCCGACACAACAGCAGAAAAAGAACCCAAUUCUGAGAUAUCUCCAGCCAGAGAACAAGAUCUAGACCCUUGUGAUCAGAGGCACUCCGCAGCUUUUGCUCUUUGUCAGCUUGCUAGCUCAAGGGACGUUAUCAACGAGUCCCCCAUUGGCCAACAAGAAAUGACCAAGGGCCAGAACAUCAAACACCUUUCUUACACAGAAAAGCAUCCAGCUAAGGACACUCCAGACAUGCACAAACAGGGCACUCAAGCACCGGGGCAAAAACGGGCAAGAAGCAGACCUCUGAGACACACUGCCAAGAAAGCAAGGGUAAAAGAACCAGCCCGGGCUCAAAGGAAAAGGUCGCAAAACUGCUGAUGCAAAGAUUUGAAAGCCUGGACAUCUGCAAUACUCUACAAAGACUUUACAGAAUGAUGAGCAGCAGUUACACUGAAUAUAUCAAUUACUACUGUAUUUAUGUCUGUACAAUUUUUUUGUCAAUGGAGUGUUUACUGUUGAACUAAAUAUUCUUGUAAAUAUUCUGCACUGAUUGGAAAAGAAAGCAGUCCAGAUUGUUCAUUUUGUUCACUUGGACACACUUAGAAAAACAUGUAACUGUGCAUUAGAAGGAACUAGGUGGUGGCAUUUUUAAAUAAAGAGGCUUGUCGAACAAGAUAUUUAAAUAGUGUUUGCAUAAAGUGUAUCUGAUGUUUGCUUAUGAAU